AUGAUGCGAAGUAAAUCCAAUCAUACCUCCACCACAAAUUUAAUGGGAAACAACAGAUACUCAGUAGUCAAUUCUGAUUUGAACUAGCUGAUAAAGGAGAGCACAGUUAACAGAAGUUCUGUCAAAGAACUCACAAAGUUGACUUUGAAGCAAGAUAUAAAGCAAAGUAUGGAUGAGAUGCCUUAGGUCAGAACAUCAAAAAACAAACCACCUCUCAUGCCCUUGAGGAAAAGUUUGAAGCUUGUAGCAGUCGCUGGAGGCUCUAAUCAGAAGUCUUCUACUAAUGAUAAUGAUAGAAGAAUUUCACCAAUUGUCAAUAAAAAUUACAAAAAAGACAUGGUCACAUUCGAAUCAAGUCCCUAUUACGUAUAGAAAAAGUUUGAUUCGAACAUAGCUUUUGACGAGGAUGACUAGCUUAUGAUAAACACGAUUCAUUGCAGAGGAGAUUAUUCAUUGAUUAAAGAAGUUAUCAGGAAAAAUGAAUGGUUUGAGUGUAAAUAGCCAGGUAAGGGACACAUCAUGUGGUAUGGAAAUAGACUCUCUGAUACUGACAAAGCUCUCGUAAGGAACCGCAAUGUCUGGUACAAUAGAUAUGUUGGAGGAAGUUUCCUUUCUUAUAAGAGAACUUUUUCUUAAUUGCUUGACCUUGCAAGAAGACUUUUUCCUAAGGAUUAUUCUGAUUUCAUUCCGAAGACGUUUUACUUUCCAGAAGAUAUGAAUAAGUUCAAAGAAGUGAUGGCUUAAAAUGAUAAGGAUGAUGAGUAGAUCACCUAUAUAGUGAAGCCUAGUAAGGGAUUUGGAGGGUAUGGCAUAUUUUUCAUCUAAGAUGAGAUGGAUAUCCCAUCAGAAAAUAUUAAGGAUAUGGUCUGCUAGCACAAGAAGUUUGAUAUGAGAUUGUAUGUGCUUUUAAAGGGCAUUCAAGGUGAUAUACAGCUUUACCUUUGCGACGAGGGGAUGGCUAGGUUUUGCACAGAAGACUAUGAAAUGCCUGAAACGGGUAAAAUUGAUAAGUUAUUCGGACAUUUAACUAAUUUUACAUUGAAUAAGGACAGUGACAAGUAUAUUAAUAAAGAUGACUUCAUAGAUGAUGAUAGUGGGACUAAAAGGCUUCUUAGUAAUGUUCUUAAGAUUAUGGAGAAGAAGCCAAUUAGAUGUGAUGUUGAAGAAUUAAUGACUAAAAUAGAGGAUGUGAUAGUUAAAAGUUUUGUAGUAAUUAUGCCACAUCUUAAAAAUCAAUUCUAAAUCGAGUUUAAUUGUAACUUAUCUCAAGCUAAUACAAACUGCUUUCAACUCUAUGGAAUCGAUAUAUUAAUAGAUGAUGACUUAAAUCCGUGGGUACUAGAAAUAAAUAGUAAUCCUUCCUUCAACAUUAACAUAUAAAAGUUUAUCAAAGAGGAAACUGCUAAUAAUGAGAGCAAGUAUUCAUUGAAAAAUGAAAUUUCAUCCAUAGAUAAAUACAUAAAAUCUAUGGUGAUCUCAGAUGCAUUUUAAAUAGUAACAAGUCAAAAAUCUAAUCUAAAGUAGUUAGGAUCUUUCACAAAAUUGUAUCCAAUGCGAAAGUAUGCUAAGUAUGGAGUGUUAGAUGAGAUCCGUGAGGUAUUCGAGUAACUAGCAGGCUCUAGAGAUUUUUCAGGCAUCUCCUGCUCUUAGUUUAUGAAAAUGAUACAGUCAAGUGCUGAGAUAUUUAUUAUUAAAGAUCAGCUAUAGAAAUACGACUAUGAACUUAUAUUUUAGCAAAUAAUUUGUGAUAAUAGUAUUGCACAUGGAGGUAAUAAAAAUCCUGUUAAAACCAUCAAUCUUUAAAAAUUCCAUAUGCUGUUGUAUCUUAUUAUGGACAAGCUUUAAGCUCUGAAAGAUUUAGAUCAAGGUAGCAAGAAAGUUAAUAAAUGGGGUUUAAAGGAAUUUAAAGAAUUCUUGAAAACAAUAAAGGAAAAUUUAAGCUGA
Molecule: messenger RNA, 1944 nt
Organism: Stylonychia lemnae
Lineage: Eukaryota; Ciliophora; Spirotrichea; Sporadotrichida; Oxytrichidae
Source: the annotation of a GenBank genome assembly